AUGUCACAACAACACGCACAAUCACGGGCCACUCCCCUCGAGCAUCAACCCAGUGUUUCAAGAUCCCGUCAACAAGGCCAAUCUGUUGUCGAGGAUGUCGUCAUCCCGGAGCAUCUUCUCCGCAUGGCAAGUGUCCGACGCAGUUGGAACUUGGACCACCGCGGAAGCUCUACCUACGCCGCUGAUGGCCCUGUGCAGAACAUUGCUCAGGCCCAGACGCAGCGGUUACGGCCAAACCUCUUCCGUGCAGCCAGCACCGGAUGGUACAACCGCACCACCAGAGCGCAACCCCAGAGGAGGCCAAGCCAACCUACCACUCGCCGGGAGGUUACGUCGUUGAGCAGUACCUCCAGCCAUGAGUCUUUCCGCCCCAAGCCUCAGCCCGCCACCCACAGGCCCGAAUCGGCCACUCAGGCUGAGGGGUCGGAUGGUCUGCAGCGCAGAGGAACCAUCACCCGUGUGGUAACGGCCGUCAUACCAGCUGCAGUGCAGCAGACGGCACAAGAGGUGGUCCAGAAUGUGCGGCGAAGCAGCAUGUACGAUGUGUACGAGAAGGCCAAGCAAAGAGGAACUGAGCUGCAACGAAAGCAGUGGGUGCAGUACCUGUUCGAGUACGCCUUUUAUACCUUUCUCAUCAUCUUCAUCUACCUGGUCCUGGUUGGCUUGCCCCUCUGGAAGGGCGCCGUCUACUGGCUGUGGUGGGUGGUCCAGAACAAGUUCGUCAUUGAGGGUGGCUAUGCUAUCACCAUCGGACUGGCCGCAUUGUAUGCCUUUUCGCCACUGCUCGUCCUUUUCGAAAAGGAUCCACCAAUGCCGAACCACCCCGAAGGCUAUGACCUGAUGCAGACCCCUGGUGUGGCCAACACUGCUCUUCUGAUUCCCUGCUACAAGUCUGCCGGCCUCAUUGCCAAAACGCUAGAGGCUGCCGUCAAGAUCUUCCCUCCUCAAAACAUUUUCGUCAUUGCCAACGGCAAUUCUCCGACGCCACUCGACAACACCGAGGAGGUCUGCCGUCCUUAUGGUGUGAACCAUGUCUGGUCUCCUGUUGGCUCGAAGAUUGUGGCCCAGUUUGUUGGUGCCUACGCUGCCAAAGGCUUCAAGGAUGUCCUCCUCAUCGACGAUGACUGCGCUCUGCCACCCAACUUUCCCAUUGUCAGUGACAGGUUGACGGGCAAGGUUCAAUGCAUUGGUUACACCAUCAAGUCUGUUGGGCCUGAGUCUUCCAAGGGAACCUUUUGCCAACAGGCACAGGAUCUCGAGUACAAGAUUUCUGGCCUGCAGCGUGCUCUUGCAGGAAAGAUUGGUUCCGCCACCUUCCCUCAUGGUGCCAUCUCGUUGUGGGACCGUGAGUUCUUGAUCAAGACCUUCCAUGACCACCCUGGCUUCAGCGUGUCUGAGGAUUGGUUCUUUGGACACAGCUGCCGCCGUCUUGGUGGUCGGAUCAAGAUGUGCACUUCUGUGUUUGUCGAGACCGAGACGCCGCCUGCCGUUUUCUUCAGCAGUGGCGGGUCUCGUGGAGGCUUUGGUGAGAUGACCAUCUUCAAGCAACGGUUCAUGCGUUGGAACUUUUUCUUCGUCAACGGCAUGUGGUACGAUAUGGCCUAUAUCCUGACCAGCUGGAACCUGGGGUGGUGGGAGAUUGGCGCAAAGCUGUUUGUGUUCCAGGAGGUUUACGAGACGCUUUUGUAUCUUCUUACGCCUUUUGUGCUGCCUAUUUCUUUUAUCGUUAGACCUUCUUUCUGCGGCUAUCUCCUCGCAUCCACCGUCGUCCUGUAUCUGAUCAACGUUGUCAUCUUCAACGAGGUUCAUCUACGUCUGAAGAAGGAGCGCGUCGCAUGGAGUGUUUUGAUUUUCUAUUACAUGCCCUACAAGAUUGUCCUUACGUUCAUCAACGUCGCCAGCUGCUACUGGUCGCUGUACAAGUACGCGCGCUACUUUGCCAAGCGUCACCCCAAGGUCAUUGAGGACGAGAAGGCCGUCGAGGUUGUUUUGCGUUUGGAGGAGAGGCCGGAGCAGCAGAAGCAGCAGCAGCAGCAGUCGACCGAGUUAGGUCGUCGUCUGACCGUCACGGCGCCGGUUGCGGCGGCGGCGGGGGUUGAGGAAUUUGAUUUUGCAGAGAAGCGGAAGACGAGCAUGGCGCGGAGCAUGGUCUAG
Aplosporella prunicola CBS 121167 is the source of this 2154-nucleotide messenger RNA. RefSeq names its product glycosyltransferase family 2 protein. The record is from RefSeq and is a predicted model, not a curated record. Bases 1 to 2154 code for a protein of 717 amino acids. The transcript is spliced from 4 exons. Lineage: Eukaryota; Fungi; Ascomycota; Dothideomycetes; Botryosphaeriales; Aplosporellaceae.